Molecule: messenger RNA, 1896 nt
Organism: Nicotiana attenuata
Lineage: Eukaryota; Viridiplantae; Streptophyta; Magnoliopsida; Solanales; Solanaceae
Product: vacuolar protein sorting-associated protein 55 homolog
Exons: 5
Coding region: 1197-1538 (113 amino acids)
Biological process (GO): late endosome to vacuole transport via multivesicular body sorting pathway
Cellular component (GO): endosome
Source: RefSeq, a predicted model, not a curated record
UUAGCAGUUAACCUAUAUUUGAUUUAUUCAAUUUUUCUCUUUAGUUUUAUUAUUUAGUGUUUAUUUCUAGUUGUUGUAUCAAAAAUUGGUGGGAUUCUUUUGUGGAUGAACAAAAAUGACUCAAUUCUAGUUCCUUUAAUUUUUUAAUAAUUUAAUUACAGCUGAAAUACUGCUGAUUAAGAUUUGGGCUUAUGGUUACUUUUCUUUUGUCCAUCUUUGCUUGUUGCUGGCAAUAGAAUUCUUAUUAUAUCUUCAAUUUUGGGCUACAGUGGCAGCUUAUAGCAUGUUUAAUUGAAUUGUUUUUGACCAAAGCUUGAAUCUUGAGUCUUUUCAGAAAUCAUUUUGCACUAAAAUUUGACCAAGUUGCAUUGUAUCAUUCAAGCAGAUGUAGAAUGGAGAAUUAUUCUAUCAUAUUGUUCAUGUUACUUUCUAAAGUUCUGGUGUGUUAAAGCAGCACUAAAAAUGGAAAAAUAUAAAGAGGAAAUGGGAAGUAUGCUGAUAGAGAAGAGAGGAAAAAGAUGAAGAACUAGUAAAAUAUGUCCGGUUUUAUGCUGGGCAAACCUAAUGAUUUAGCAAGAUGAGAGCAUCACGUCUUAAAGAUAUGAUCUAAAGUAUGUCCUCGAUUUGCUGCUGAAAUUAAACUUAAAAUUUCUGAGCUUAAAUAUGCACUAUUUGGAUGUAAUAUGUUUCAUCCUCUAGUGUUUGAUGACUGCUCUGCCAUUUGUCAGUACGACCAGCGUGUGGCUGUGGAUCGUGGACUUUGACUACUGUUAAUCUGACUUCUAACGAAACCUUGAUACUCAUUUGUAGUUAAUCAAUUCCAAACUAACUAGUCUACUUGCAAGUUAACAUGUUUACUUGUUUGCUGCUGAAACUUUCUAAUUAGUUAGUCUACUCGUUUUACGUCCCUGAAGCUACAAGAUAAAACUGGGUCUAUCAGGCUAGACCAGGCUGAAUCUAAAGGGGCAUUGCAUCGUUUACUUGAUUUUUCUUUUUGGGUUUUCUAUUUACAAAUGAUGGUACCGUUAAAGUAAUUGCUUUUUGAGCAUAUUUUUUAAUCAUGUAGCUCGUAACUUUUAAUUUGUCAAAUUUCAAAUGUUCGUACUAACUUGAUUUCUUUUGGUCCUCUGUGUCAUCCUUAUGGUUCAAUUGCUGGUUUUCACUUCUCGGCUAAAGUGCUUGCGGGGCUUGCUUUCAUGUUCUCUUCCAGCAUCUUGCUACAGAUCCUGGCUUGUGCUAUAUACAACAAUUGGUGGCCAAUGUUAUCAGCUCUUAUGUAUGUUCUGGUUCCCAUGCCGUGCUUAUUCUUUGGUGGUGGGUCCACACAGUUCCUAAUAAGUCGAGAUGGCGGCGGCUGGAUGGACGCUGCUAAAUUCUUAACAGGCGCAUCAGCUGUGGGAAGCAUAGCCAUCCCCAUUAUUCUCAGGCAUGCUGAUCUGAUCCAGACAGGAGCGAUGUUCAUUGAAUUUGUGUCAUUCUUCAUAUUUGUUUGCACAGUUCUAUGUUUUCAUCGUGCCAGUCUUGAUGACGAAUGGUGAUAUAAAGAUUGAGGUGUUGCACUGUAAUUAUGUUGCCUGGUUCUGACAAGCAAGAAUGCAGAUAAAAGGUACCUGAAAAGGAACCAAUGCUAGAAGUGAAACUAGAAAUUUCCCAAUGUGUAUAGCUUUGUAUGCUCUUCUUCUCCAGAUUUUUGGUGUGAGAAUUAUUCUCUCAGAAUUUGAACCUUCUGCUGAUGGAACAAAGAUCAUCUUUUUUUUUUGGUUAUUUGCAUAGAUAGUUGCUAACGAGACAUCAAUGUAUAAUAGGAAAAAUGGUUACAUCCUCAAUCCUUAUUCAGAUUAUUUUGGUGCAUUUUCAAAAGACUAUUUUAGUUGAAUUAGAAUUAUUUAUUUGGUC